Molecule: messenger RNA, 1886 nt
Organism: Cyprinodon tularosa
Lineage: Eukaryota; Metazoa; Chordata; Actinopteri; Cyprinodontiformes; Cyprinodontidae
Gene: eno1a
Product: enolase 1a, (alpha)
Exons: 12
Coding region: 141-1439 (432 amino acids)
Biological process (GO): glycolytic process
Cellular component (GO): phosphopyruvate hydratase complex
Molecular function (GO): phosphopyruvate hydratase activity; magnesium ion binding
Source: RefSeq, a predicted model, not a curated record
CAGCCAAUCAGAUUGCGCCUUUCCUGACUCCGUCCACUUAUCAUCAGGCUCUCAGCGUCACGAGCGUCUUCUCUGCUUGCCCGCCCGAGAGACACAGCACCCUCAUUGCACACAGUUAGGCCAGAAAAGAAUAAGAAACCAUGUCUAUCCUGAAGAUCCACGCCCGUGAGAUUUUUGACUCCCGUGGCAAUCCCACUGUGGAAGUUGACCUGUACACGAAGAAAGGUCUCUUCAGGGCUGCAGUUCCCAGUGGUGCUUCCACAGGCAUCUAUGAGGCCCUCGAGCUCCGUGACAAUGACAAAACCCGCUACAUGGGCAAAGGUGUCUCUAAAGCUGUUGAGCAUAUCAAUAAAACUAUUGCACCUGCACUGGUCAGCAAGAGUGUGAAUGUUGUGGAGCAGGAGAAGAUCGACAAGCUGAUGCUGGACAUGGAUGGAACAGAAAACAAGUCUAAGUUCGGUGCUAACGCCAUCCUGGGCGUCUCCCUGGCUGUGUGCAAGGCUGGUGCAGCAGAGAAGGGUGUCCCCCUCUACCGCCACAUCGCUGACCUGGCAGGAAACCCUGAAGUCAUCCUCCCUGUGCCUGCUUUCAACGUCAUCAACGGCGGCUCCCAUGCUGGAAACAAACUGGCCAUGCAGGAGUUCAUGAUCCUGCCUGUUGGCGCCAGCAGCUUCAAGGACGCCAUGCGGAUCGGUGCCGAGGUCUACCACAACCUGAAGAAUGUGAUCAAGGAGAAAUACGGCAAGGAUGCCACCAACGUUGGAGAUGAGGGUGGCUUCGCCCCCAACAUCCUGGAAAACAAAGAAGCUCUGGAGCUGCUGAAGAACGCCAUCGCCAAGGCCGGCUACACUGACAAGAUCGUCAUCGGCAUGGAUGUGGCUGCCUCAGAGUUCUACAAGGGAGGAAAGUACGACCUGGACUUCAAGUCUCCAGAUGACCCCAGCCGUUACAUCACCCCCGACCAACUGGCUGACCUCUACAGGGGCUUCGUCAAGGAUUACCCUGUUGUUUCCAUCGAGGACCCCUUUGACCAGGAUGACUGGGAGGCAUGGACCAAAUUCACAGCCAGCACCAACAUCCAGGUGGUGGGCGACGAUCUCACUGUCACCAACCCCAAACGUAUUUCCAAGGGUGUGGCUGAAAAAGCCUGCAACUGCCUGCUGCUGAAGGUCAAUCAGAUCGGCUCGGUCACAGAGUCCCUGCAGGCCUGCAAGAUGGCCCAGACCAAUGGCUGGGGGGUGAUGGUAAGCCACCGCUCCGGAGAGACUGAGGACACUUUCAUCGCUGACCUGGUUGUUGGCCUCUGCACUGGACAGAUCAAGACUGGUGCACCUUGCCGAUCUGAGCGUUUGGCCAAGUACAACCAGCUCCUGAGGAUUGAGGAGGAGCUCGGUGACAAGGCCCGCUUUGCUGGCAAGAACUUCAGGCACCCCAUCUGAGACGGGUCAACUUCCUCUGGGCCACUGCGUGUUCAUUGCUCAUAAAUAAUCCCCCACACAUGUACGCCACGCUAGAUCGCCUGCUCUAUAUGGAGUGAAGAUGGAAAAGACACCUCUAUAACCCAAGGUCCAAGUCUGUAGUCUGUGGCGUUGAGAAGCGGCACUGUGUCCCAGUGCAGCCAUAUGGCUCAGCUCAUCUGCUAACUCUGCUUUAGCUCCUGAAUAGUGUUGGUCCUCGUGUUUUGUGUCUGUUACUGUGUGAAAUUUCUUUAAGCUUCCUGUGAGUUGUAGUGAUUGUGGUCCUCAGAUUAUUUGAGCAACUAACUUUAGUAGGGUUCAGCCUGAAGCAGUGGUAAGAGUUCUGUAUGUGCAAUGUGUUGCCUAAAGGUCUUGUGUUGCUGUAAGCACUGGCAGAAAUAUGUAAUAAAUAAUAUAGUUUCAAAACUU